Maudiozyma barnettii is the source of this 1695-nucleotide messenger RNA. RefSeq names its product malate synthase MLS1 (gene MLS1). The coding region runs from base 1 to 1695 and encodes 564 amino acids. The record is from RefSeq and is a predicted model, not a curated record. Gene Ontology annotation, biological process: glyoxylate cycle. Gene Ontology annotation, molecular function: malate synthase activity. NCBI's taxonomy places the organism in Eukaryota, Fungi, Ascomycota, Saccharomycetes, Saccharomycetales, Saccharomycetaceae. The transcript has a single exon. Gene Ontology annotation, cellular component: cytoplasm; peroxisomal matrix.
AUGAACCCAAAAUCUUUGGAGAAUGUGACAUUAUGCAUUCCCAAAAGUUAUGUAGGUCAAUCAAACGUAUCCACCACAUAUAAAGAUAUUCUCACACAAGAUGCUUUGAGGUUUAUAGUAUUACUCCAUCGAAAAUUUAAUGAUCAACGAUCAAAACUAUUGGAAAACCGUUCUUUUUUACAAAAUAAAAUAAAUGACAAGAGUUAUCAAUUUGGGUUUUUACCAGAGACUGCUAUAAUUAGAAAUAACCCUACUUGGUCAGGUCCUCAAGUUUUGGCUCCUGGACUGAUUCAAAGACAUACAGAGAUCACAGGUCCACCGGUUAGAAAUAUGGUCAUAAAUGCCUUAAAUAGUGAAGUCGAUACAUAUAUGACUGAUUUUGAGGAUUCAUUAUCACCAACAUGGUCUAAUAUAAUUGAUGGCCAGAUUAAUCUAUAUGAUACAAUUAGAGAACAAGUCGAUUUUACUAAUGAUGACACUGGGAAAAUUUAUUCAAUGAAGAAAACUUUUGUUGAAUCACCAACCAUUAUUAUGAGACCUCGUGGAUGGCAUAUGGAAGAAAAACAUUUGUAUAUCGAUGAUGAACCAAUCAGUGCCUCCAUUUUUGAUUUCGGUCUUUAUUUCUUUCACAAUUGUGAUGAAUUGAUUAGAAGAGGAAAAGGUCCAUAUUUUUAUUUACCUAAAAUGGAACAUCAUCAUGAAGCCAAAUUAUGGAAUGAUAUAUUUAAUGUCUCUCAAGAUUGUUUAAAUAUUCCUAGAGGUACCAUCCGUGCCACUGUACUAAUUGAAACGUUACCAGCAGCAUUUCAAAUGGAGGAAAUAAUUUUUCAAUUAAGACAACAUUCUAGUGGAUUAAAUUGUGGUAGAUGGGAUUAUCUUUUCUCUACCAUUAAAAGAUUAAUGUCACAUAAAGAAUAUGUCUUACCCAGUCGUGAACAACUCACUAUGGAGACACCAUUCAUGGAUGCUUAUGUUUCUUUAUUGAUUAAUACAUGUCAUAGACGUGGAGUACAUGCUAUGGGAGGAAUGGCUGCACAAAUUCCAAUUAAAGACAAUCAAGUUAAAAAUAAUAUAGUUAUGACUAAAGUGAUAAAGGAUAAACAACGUGAAUUGAAUAAGGGGCAUGAUGGUUCAUGGAUUGCACAUCCUUCGCUUGCUACAAUAUGUAAUAAGGUGUUCCAUUCUAUGGGUACUAAGAAUCAAUUAUACAAAGUUCCAUCUAUUGACUAUACUAAUUAUCAAACGUUACUAUUACCAACGGUAUCACAAAUUGACAUCACUCAAGAAAACAUUGAAUAUUCUGUUAAAGUAGCAUUAUUAUACAUGGGAUCCUGGUUACAAGGCAAUGGUUGCGUUCCUAUAGAUAAUUUAAUGGAAGAUGCAGCCACGGCAGAAGUAUCUAGAUGUCAACUAUAUCAAUGGAUUAAGCAUGGAAUGCGACUAGUUCACAAUGGUAAUAGUUCUAAAAUUAUUACAAAAUCAAUGGUUUUAACAUUAAUUAAAAAUGAAGCCGAUCGGUUAUAUAAACAAUAUGAUAAUAAUUCGGUGUUUUAUACAGUUGCAAAAAUAUUGAUUAAAGAUAUUACAUCUUCACAAACCAAUGAAUUUUUAACUGUACUAUUAUACGAUGAGUUAUUGGCUACGGAAUCUCCCACAAUAGAUUUUCACGAACAAGAAUUCUUAAGUAAACUCUAA